Molecule: messenger RNA, 2744 nt
Organism: Myxocyprinus asiaticus (Chinese sucker)
Lineage: Eukaryota; Metazoa; Chordata; Actinopteri; Cypriniformes; Catostomidae
Product: bone morphogenetic protein 5-like
Exons: 7
Coding region: 444-1781 (445 amino acids)
Biological process (GO): SMAD protein signal transduction
Cellular component (GO): extracellular region
Molecular function (GO): growth factor activity; cytokine activity
Source: RefSeq, a predicted model, not a curated record
UUGGUGCAUGCACAACUUGAGGUAGUUCAUGCACAGACUCUUGAGAGUGUGCACCUCUAUUCCCAGGCAUCACUGGUGCCAUAUACAGGUGAAGAGCCCUCCGUUCUUUCUACUUUUAUACGCUAUUUGGACAUUAUUAUUUGCAUAAACCAAUUCACUGAAGUGACAAAAGUGAAGAUGUUGCCUAACAAUGGCACAGCAGUUUUUGGAUGGUAGGUGCGCAAGAGUUGACCUGAGCAUCACUGUGGAGUCUAAAAGGAGUUUGUUUUAAAUUUGGGAGGAAUAACGACUUUGUAAUUAGGAAACCCACGACAACGGAGCGAAUUUUGCAAAGAAACGAAACAAAACAAAACAACAACAACCGAAAGCUGUUUUUAAUGGUGCACCAUGGAGAGCACCUCCAUCAACCCAGCACACGCUUGGUAAAAGCAUCAUUCUGAGAGAUGAAAAUGAGAGCGCCAACAUUUGGACUUGUGUGGAGCUGUCUGGGGUUUCUUCACAGCGUUCAGUGCGGUUUAGGAGACAACCAUGUGCACUCCAGCUUCAUAUACCGGCGGUUGCGUAACCACGAGCGGCGAGAGAUCCAGAGAGAAAUCCUCUCCAUCCUGGGCUUGCCGCACCGUCCCAGGCCCUUCUCUCCGGGCAAACAAGCGUCAUCGGCACCUCUUUUCAUGUUGGACCUGUACAACGCGAUGACGACCGGGGAGGAGGAAUCGCUCCUCGGAAAGGCGCUCGCGGGGAAACCGCGUAAAAGCGUGUCUGCAGUUCCACAAGGAUACUCGCGCGCGCCGCAGCAGCCGUACCGCGCGGCGUCCCUGACAAGCCAGAGCCCGCCUUUGGCCACCGCGCACGACACCAACUUUCUCAACGACGCGGAUAUGGUGAUGAGUUUUGUCAAUCUAGUUGAGAGGGACAAGGAUUUCUCGCAUCACAGACGACACUACAGGGAGUUUCGUUUCGAUUUGACACAGAUCCCGGAAGGAGAGUCUGUGACCGCUGCAGAAUUCAGGAUUUAUAAGGAUCACACUCAUGGAAGAUAUGAGAAUAUCACACUCAAGGUCACCAUAUACCAAGUCAUCAAAGAAUAUCCAAACAGGGAUGCUGAAACAUUCCUCUUGGACUGGAAAAAGAUUCGAGCUUCUGAUGGAGGCUGGCUGGUGUUUGACAUCACAGCCACCAGUAAUCACUGGGUUCUGAACCCUCAGCAGAACAUGGGCCUACAACUCUGUGUGGAGACAACUGAUGGUAGAAGCAUCAGCAUGAAAUCUGCUGGCAUCAUUGGAAGGAACGGACCUCAGUCCAAACAGCCAUUCCUUGUUGCUUUUUUCAAAGCCAGUGAGGUUCUGCUUCGAUCUGUAAGGGCCACAGGAGGGAAGAGGAAGAGUCACAACAGAAAUAAGCAGAAAUCUCAGCAAGAAUCUUCACCGGCUCUCAAAAGUGGAGAUCAAAACACCAGUGAGCAGAGGCAAGCCUGCAAGAAGCAUGAACUCUACGUUAGCUUCCGUGACUUAGGAUGGCAGGACUGGAUUAUUGCUCCUGAGGGCUAUGCAGCCUUUUAUUGUGAUGGAGAAUGUUCAUUUCCACUGAAUGCACAUAUGAAUGCAACAAACCAUGCUAUUGUGCAGACCUUGGUCCAUCUAAUGUUUCCUGAUAAUGUGCCAAAGCCUUGCUGUGCACCAACCAAACUGAACGCUAUAUCAGUGCUGUAUUUUGAUGACAGCUCAAAUGUCAUUCUGAAGAAGUACAGGAAUAUGGUGGUGAGAUCCUGCGGCUGUCAUUGAGGGCAUGGAGCUUCUGUGAGAUAUUGCUGGAAUUAAGAACAUAGUUUUUGACAUAUGAUGUACAGUAUUAUGUAUAUAUUAGAUCAUCAUUCCUCUUAUUUAUUUGGGUUUUCCUUGUAAUAACUUUUUUGCUAUGAAAGAUGCCAGUUAAAAGUUACCACUCUUACCACAGAUCCAUGGUCGAUUGCUCUUUUCCUGAGUUUAUAAAUUAGGCCAGAGACUUUAAAACUGAUGACGUUUUAGCUGAUCAAGGAUAGACUUUAGUCAGGAUAGAUGACAUAUUACAUUUUUCUCAAUUGAAAACAAGGCUAUGCGGGAUAAACGUACAGUUUAUUCAGUCUAAAUGUUCUAGAUCAUGUUGAAUUAUAAAGAAAAAUUGUUUUUGGUCAACUGGAUUGGAUGAUGUAUUUUUUUAAUGUUUCAUCAGCUGAACAAUCGACACAAAGGUAUUAAACAGUACAACCCAUUGAACAUUGUACCUUUAUCCCUCACAUUCCCGUUUUCAAUCACAAAUAUAUAUAUAUAUAUAUAUAUGCUGUCUAUCUUGACUAAUGUCUAUAAUUUUUAUAUAUUUAUAAGCAACCACUUCAAUAAAGAACUGCUGCUAUUUUAAAAAACAUCCCUAUUUUUACAAAACAAAGUCAUAAUCACAAUUUUUGGAUGUGAAAAAACUGCCAUCUUGGAUUUUAGGUUUUUGGACACAAAUAAUAUUAUUUUUCUUUUUUAAUAAAAUAAUAAAAGUGUUAUUGUAAAAGCACUGAUGUAUGUCUUAGGACUGUAUAUAUUUUUCUCAAAUAGUCCAAAGUGUUGCAACCCACAGUUACUGAUUGAUUUUAGUUUGCUUUGGGUAUCAGUGGGCAGAUAUACACAGUUAAGUAUGUUUUUUGGUUGAGCAAAUAUUCUUCCAAGAUCCUUCUUCUAUACACUUAUAUUAGUUAUCUGAGUAAUAUAUUUUUUGACAAA